AUGACAUCAUCUGUAGAAGAGCUUCGUGCUCAAAUUAAGCGAGCUGAAGCUCUGAAGACCAAGUUAAUGGAAGAAAGAAGAAAUGAACUACAACAAAGUCUGAAGACGCUCAAGGAGUACCUAAAACUGUUGGUCGAAGCCGAAAGGGUAUACGAAGCCGACGAGGAUAAGAAGGAAUGGGUGGCUGGCAUCAAGGCUGAUGUCUACUCGAAGUUGUACAAGAGAUUGGACACCCAGAAUGAGCUGGUACAGUGGUUUAGCAGCUCUCGGUAGUAAGUUGUGAUUAUGUAGAGGUUUUUUAAAAUUUUGUUACAAUAUAGAUAAAAUAAUCACUAAAAUAUUACUACAACAAGUUGUUUUACAGUCAUGAAGAACACCCCUAUACAGUAAAAGUAGAUGGAUGUAGUAUAUGCCUGACCUCCACUCCAACCGACCCUAAGAUCUGUAUGUACUGUCUGAGUGUGGUGGGCUGUAAAGAGUGUAUAGAUCAGUGGAACGAACACAAAAAGACCAACGACCAUCUACCAUCUUGUCCCAAAUGUCGCAAUUACUGGGCGAUGGAGCCAGCUGUAAUGGACUACUGA
Messenger RNA from Bursaphelenchus okinawaensis, 584 nucleotides. Lineage: Eukaryota; Metazoa; Nematoda; Chromadorea; Rhabditida; Aphelenchoididae. The record is from the annotation of a GenBank genome assembly.